Molecule: messenger RNA, 1085 nt
Organism: Sinocyclocheilus rhinocerous
Lineage: Eukaryota; Metazoa; Chordata; Actinopteri; Cypriniformes; Cyprinidae
Exons: 10
Coding region: 3-1085 (360 amino acids)
Biological process (GO): manganese ion transport; iron ion transmembrane transport
Cellular component (GO): lysosomal membrane; endosome membrane; plasma membrane
Molecular function (GO): iron ion transmembrane transporter activity; manganese ion transmembrane transporter activity; cadmium ion transmembrane transporter activity
Source: RefSeq, a predicted model, not a curated record
UGAUGCAGGUGCCGCGGAUCAUCCUGUGGCUGAUGGUGGAGCUGGCUAUCAUCGGCUCUGACAUGCAGGAGGUCAUCGGCUGUGCCAUCGCCCUCAAUCUGCUGUCAGUCGGCAGGAUUCCUCUGUGGGCUGGAGUGUUGAUCACCAUCAUUGACACAUUUGUCUUCCUGUUUUUGGACAAGUACGGUCUGAGGAAGCUGGAGGCGUUCUUUGGGUUCCUCAUCACCAUCAUGGCCCUCAGCUUUGGUUACGAGUAUGUGCGUGUGGCUCCAGACCAGGUCGCGGUGCUGAAGGGCAUGUUUGUGCCGUACUGCAGCGGCUGUGGACCUGCACAGCUGGAGCAGGCCGUCGGGAUCGUGGGAGCCGUCAUAAUGCCUCAUAACAUCUACCUGCAUUCUGCUCUCGUGAAGAAAUGGAGCUCAUUGAUCUUGUUGAUGCUCUUCUGCAGGAUUCCUCUGUGGGCUGGAGUGUUGAUAACCAUCAUUGACACUUUCGUCUUCCUGUUUUUGGACAAGUACGGUCUGAGGAAGCUGGAGGCGUUCUUUGGGUUCCUCAUCACCAUCAUGGCCCUCAGCUUUGGUUACGAGUAUGUGCGUGUGGCUCCAGACCAGGCCGAGGUGCUGAAGGGCAUGUUUGUGCCGUACUGCAGCGGCUGUGGACCCACGCAGCUGGAGCAGGCCGUCGGGAUCGUGGGAGACGUCAUAAUGCCUCAUAACAUCUACCUGCAUUCUGCUCUCGUGAAGUUUGUCUCAAAGCUUAAUGACACUCUUUCCGUGAUCGUAGCUAAAGGGCACAUCGAGCAGCGUCUUGAGGAGGAGAGGCAGAAGAUGGUGCGAGGAGAGCGUUCAGAGGGACGAUACCUCACAUUCUUCCUAUCUCAGACCGGAGUUCCUCUGAAAUCUGUGUACAGCAACGUGACGGAGCUGCUGCUCGCUGGCAUCGACACGCUCUUCAGAAGAGACUCACGAAGCCUCCUUCAUAUCCCAACCGAGAGACGAGUGAGAAGAAAGCUGUGCAUUUAUAGACGCCUGUAUGUCAAACAAAUGAGGAGAAAGCCCAUGGAGAGGAGCAGCUCACGGAAAUGA